Molecule: messenger RNA, 4800 nt
Organism: Xiphias gladius (swordfish)
Lineage: Eukaryota; Metazoa; Chordata; Actinopteri; Istiophoriformes; Xiphiidae
Exons: 4
Coding region: 138-554 (138 amino acids)
Source: RefSeq, a predicted model, not a curated record
UAAAACCACGUUUUUCCUCUCUCAUGCUGUCUCAGAUGUCUUACGCGGAGAAAAGAGGUUGACAGCACAACAACAGAAGAGGAGCGAUAAAAACAUACACCAGAGAAACGUUUCUUAAAAGCAGCCGCUGUAACGGAAUGAAGGUGCUGACUUCACAGCAGGAGGUGGAGGAGGAGGGCCGCUCAUCUCCUGUUGACUCCAAUAACUAUCACAGCUUUGAGGACAGAGAACAGGAGGAAAUUCGCCCAUACCUCCAAGAGGAAAACACACAUGAUACAGAUAAGGACCACUCCAUGCCAGAAGGAGGAGUCAUGUGGAGAGUGGGUGGCGGCCUGUUCAGCAUGACACGAAACGUUGUUGGUGCAACCCUAGGGGGUGUUGCAUGGGUAGGAACUAAAAGUUUUGAGCUCACCAAGACAGCUGUGACCAGUGUGCCGGCAGCCAGUGUAGGACUGGUCAAAGGGAGUGUCUCCAUGGUUACAGAAGGUGUCGGAGCAGUGGGAUCUGUGGUGGCAAGUAAAGUCACACCAAGGAAGAAGGACAAAGCUGACUGAUGGACCGUGGGCUGUGUGUGUGCGCGUAUAUGUGUGUGCGCGUAUGUGUGUGCGCGCAUGUGUGUGUGUGUGUGUGUGUGUGUGUGUGUGUGUGUGUGUGUGUGUGUGUGUAAUGCAAACGAGCAAAAUACCUCAAAAGCUUUGAAUGGAUUUUCAUCAUAGUUCUUCUGAUUUAAGCAGAUUAUUCACUCAUGCAGCUAUAAAGAUACAAAAGCAGCUAGAUGUCAGUCAUUGUCAAUUAAAACCUGCUACACUAGGAGGCACAGGCAUCAAUGGUGCAAAGGUGCAACAAGUAUUCAAUAAUGGAAGGCUUAGAAAGGUUUGACUUUAUGUAAAUGUCUUCUGGUGCAUAGAAGCAACACAUGGGAUUGACACAGAAAAUAAUGCCCAAGUACAAACAUGUUUAAAAACUCAAAAUUGAGUGAGAGGCCUCAGACAGCCUGUUACUUUUUAUCUGCAGGUCUGCAGGUCUGAACAAAUGGAUCCAACUGUUUGAGUUCAAAAGAAAACAUUUUUGUUAAGAAUACUAUUAAUAUAGAUUAUCAUAAAAUUAUAAGAAAUUUUGUGUUUGAGUUUGGGAUCAUAUGGUAUGUCCCGAAAUAGACUGUUUAGGUAAAAGUACAAAUAGUUCCAUUGGGAAUGAAGAAUGAGUGAUACAGUUCUACACGUAUGUUACUAAGGAGUCUGGGUACUUUCUGUUUCUGGGUUCUCCACAUUUCUACAUAGGAGGUGGAGAGUGCAGAGUAAGCAUGACCCAUUAGUCAGACAACAAUGAGAAUUACAUCCAGGUAUAAAAUUAUUAUAAUUAUACUUUAACUUCAGCUAUGCCUAGAGAAUAUAAACUUAAUCCUCAAUUUAAAUCCUAACAUAGGGAUUAAAACCUUUAAGGAUUCACUGACAUUUUGAAUCAGUUUUCAUCAGUGUUGGAACUAGUUUGUUUUUUUUUGUAAAAAAAAAACUUUUUGUUGAAUCCGAUGAUUCCUGUUUAUGUUCCCUCUUCUUCGGUGAAACUAGCAUCUGAUAGGAAUUCGUGAUCUGCUUUACGUCAUUUCAGCCUGACGAGGUAAUUUUGAGUUGCACUGAGGCUGCUUUACCCAGCAUCCAGUUAGCAUAAGUUGAGCAAGUUUACAGAGAAGCAAUAAGCAAAAACUUGAUGAGGACCUCUGAUAUAGAAGGGAAUAGGAGCAAAGAGAGAAAGUAAAAAUAAAAACUUCUGUCUUUAGUGUACUUUUUUUCUCUUCACCGAGGGCAAUAAAUACCAUGGGCUGUGUUAGUGGGGGUGUGUUACUAUAGGUUCUGGUGAAAAGAUGAAUCUAGGAAGUCCAGGUUGACAAAUAGAUUUAUGAGUUAGAAAGCUUAUCACGUUGGUUUAUACCUUAUAAUACAGAAUUUUACAACAGGAAAGCAUGUCAACAAUCAUUUUAUCCUCUGUUACGAUCACUAUGAAGUAAACAGUAGAAUGGUGCUGUUCACAUUAUAAGAUAAUCAAUUGUGCCAACACAAUGGUCUCAUUGAAACUAAUGAGGCUGUGUCGGUCUGAACACAGCAUUCGGCUUAUCAUGGGACAAGCAGCAAGUGACUAGUUUUUGGUGUCGAUAGCACCACUAUGUGGUCAUUGUCCUCUUUCUCAUAAUUCCCAAACCAGUUUUUCAAACAGCUAUUCACAAGUUCAACACCGGAGGUUUGAAACCUGGACUAAAGUAAGACAUGGGACCAUGAUUCAGAGGUAUGGAACCAGACUAGGACAUUUCAGAAGGGUAGAGAGUCAACAUUGAACGUAGUUGUAACAUAGGCGUAGAUUUAGGUAUGGACAGUAAAGUGUAUUCCUUCCAAUGUUAGGGGGCUUAAUUGUCCCUAACAGUAUCUUUAAUGAGCUCAAACUGUCAGCUGUCAUUUUAAUUACUUAUAGUGUUACCACAGAAAGGUCUGAGCAGCAUAGAGUUACCAGACCUGACCUGAUGAUACCACCAAAUUUACAUUAAGAGUAAUCCUAGCGAGCAAGAAUAAUCAGGCCGGCUGCCAAUUCUGGUUGGCGUGCUAUGCUAACGUCGACCAUUGUUGUCAUAACUUUAGGCAAAAAUGCCCCCAUAAAGGCAAAGUAUGGUGGAAAUCAGAACCUUUUUAAAAUAAGAACCUAAGUGUAAGAAAUAACAUCUCUAAUAAGAGUUUGUUUAAGUGUUUAAAGAUAAGCAAACAACUAAUAUCAUCUUUGACAUCAGUAACUUGUACAGCCCUACCCUGAUGAUUACGAAACUGACACCCUCACUCCCCACGCACACUGUUCGUGUGUGGAUCAGAAUAAAUUUUAUUACUGUAUGGGUCUUUAUGACAUAAACAUUACUUCAAUAUGCAAAAUUAGCCAUAGCAUGUCUAACUGAUGUGUUUGUUUGUGAAUGUCAUGCAUCAUUUUUAGGAUUUAGGUUUUGCAGGUGGAACUGCAGGGUCUCAGUCGAGCUUUGAUGUAAUAGUGAAAGGACUGGCUGUAAGUUAAUGAGCUGAUUAAAUGUUGAUUGGGAGGGUUUAAAGAUAAGUAAGAUAGGUUGAAGCAUAACUUUAUUAUUUGCGGGAAACGCUUGAGUCAAAUCAACAGACUGAAAGAAAGGACAGAGCCGCAGAAUCUCAGUUGAGGUUUGAAAAUGACUGACAGCAGACAGUUUGUUAUAACAGAAUAGCAUAAAUUGGAGUUAGACUCUAUCAUAUUUAAAAUUUAAGUCACAGACUCACAUUAACAAAACGAAACAUCACUUUAAAUAUAAAAAAAAAUCCAUGCAAAUACAAAUAUGAAUCCUGUUUUGGGCAAGUUAUAUAAGAACAUGCAUAUUGCAUAAAGCAGCCAUUUUUGCGGAACCAAACUCGUGUUUGUGCACGUGAGCAAGUACACACACACACACACACAAAUUUGCCUAUUACUUGUCCAAUAAAAAAUGUCCCUACCAAAGUUAAAACCAAACCUACCCCCUUCAGUUAAAGGACAGUUUCCCCCGAUGAACCUUACUGUUUAGCUUCCCUCAAACCACUGGUUAGCACUGCAUGCAGUAGUACGCUAAAUAACAACAACAACGUUUUUUGGUUUUGUUUUUUUUCCAAAUUGUUCAAAAUUAAUAUUGAGAUUAUGUACCUUUUGUUGAUAUUAUUUCUUAUGAUGUGUGUGUAUAUUAGCAGUUACUGUAUGUCUUAACCAUUGUCUUCGCUCCCAACCUAUGAGUUAACUUGACAUUUCUUAACAUCUAUCUGUUACUGUUGUUGCAUGGAGAUCAGAAAUUUUGGUAGAAUCCCAUUUCACAACUGUUACAAUCACAUUUUAUGAAGAAUAAAUCUAAAGAAAGAUAACAUGAAACAUCCGCUUGCAUACUGCAAAUCUAAUGAAUUUGAUUUCAGACUAGCAAAGGGCAGAGUAAGCUAUAUGAUACACUAUACUGAAACUGAAGAGGGUCAAGUGUUGCUGGCAAAUAUGUUUGGUUUUACUGUGUUCAUUUACAGGUUAACCACAGUAUGUUGUCACUGUGAAACUGCAGCCUUUAUUGUUAUGUCAGAUAGUGAAUGAUUGUGAGUUCUUCACAUUACAGUUGUAAUGUCAAAAAUGACACACUGACUGACACUCAAAAUUCAAAACAUAAGAUUAACUGUUUUGGUUGUUUGCCAAAAGAGAACUGAGAUCGAUAAUUUUUAUUUUACCCCUAUUGUGCUUAAUGUGCCCAACAAAACAGCAAUAACACAGGUCAAAAUGUCAUUGCAGUAUGUAAAUGUACAAAUGCAAUAGGUCAGUGUUAGACUGUCAGUAUGGGACCUUCACUCUGGUAACUUUCUGUGGAGUUCGUGGAGCAAACCAGAGCAGUAAUGCGUUUUUAAUGGUUCCAUGUUUUUCUGGAAUCAUUUCCUUGAAAGAACUACGUGAUUAAUUACAGGCAGAAUAGAGACAGAGUUCAUCUCAUACACUUUCAGUUGAUUAAUUCCAAUUACUUGUUUGUGUAACCUAGAGAAUCUAGUAAAUACAUUGCAGGUCAUCUGAACAUGCAUAACUGAAAUAUGUCAAUAGCAAGCAUUUCUUCAUGUAUGAAAAAAAAAAACAUUUCAGUUGUAAACGAAUAUUUUAUAUUUAUUUGGGUUUAAAGUGAGUUUAAAGUGAAAUUUCCUUUCAAGGAAAUUCCUAUUUUCUUAUAAUUACUACCAGAAUUACAGAGUUCUUUCCAGACAACAAAAACAAAUUGCAUUCCUGGUGAAAAUUAAUGGCACCCCUGAAUUUUAA